AUGUUCUCGACCUUCUUCCAACCUUGCGAGCUCAAGUUGCAUCUGCUCCAGAAUGCCGUCUUCUUGCACCCACCCGAUCGUCCCUUACCCGAAACGCACGAUAGGCCGCCCAUGGCCAACGACGAGAUCGUCCGUGGGCUCGUAGAGCUCUACGUACCUUCCACCCGCCACAUCUCGGGCAUCCGCGUGCGUCUCAAGGCGGUCCAGACCAUCGCCAUCUUGGACCCAGCAUCUGGCCUCACCCCUAUCAGCUGGGAGGAUUCUACCGUGCUCGAAAAGGUCGUCGAGAUUGGCAUCCACAGCGACAAGGGCUCGCACCACGCUCCAUCCCAUCACCACCUCCUACCCUCGUUCCAUUCCAGAUCAGCCUCCGUCGGUCCAGCUUUGCACACCAGCUCGUCAUCCCACACGCAACCACGCGGUCGAAGCUCGGCCACUCCGGAUCGAGCAGGUCGUUCUGGUUCCGCUUUUGGAUUGCGAUCUCACAGCCCUGGUGGAAGCAUCCCUGCUUCCAUGGCGCGUGCCGUGUCGCGAGGCCGCAAGAUUGCCUCUGGCAUGAGCAGGAACAACCACAGCCCUUCGCCUUCGCAAAGUCGAGCAUCGUCUCCCAGCGCCCCACCAUCCAACGAACGCGGGCGCACUGCCACCCGCGCCCCGCCUACUUACGCCUACGCCAUCUCAGAAGCGUGCAUCAACGGCGCUGCGUCUGUACCGCAAGAGCAGGAAGUGGUCAAUCACAGUCUGCCAGCCAGUCAAGCAGCCACUCCGCAGCGAUCGCGCCGACAGAGUCUCUCCAACUCGCAAACUCCACCACCUGAUGCGCAUACCCAACAGCAACCUCCUGCCGAGCCGGAAGACUUGGCCGCCCAUCUUCGGAGGUCCCUUGCUGUACAUGAUCAAGGCGCUGACCGCAGAAGUGCCAGCGCGGCCCCUGCGGACCGCGCCUCGUUGCGCUCUUCCAGUACGAGCUCGCAGCCUCAGCUGCGCGUCGAAGAGGACAGAGGCAAGGCAAAAUCAAGGAGCUCAUCGAUCGGAUUCUUUGGCUCUCGCAAGGCGCGCAGCAAAUCCCGAGCACCGCUCUCGCGCGGCGCCUCGAGCCAACACAGCGAAUUGUUGCAGGUGGACGAGGAAGGCGAACGAGGUCGCAGAGGUGCAUCGGAACGCCCGCCGCUCGAGCCUUCAAGUUCUUCCGGCUCGGUGGUUGUAACGCCAGGAUCCGAGAGCGAACCGGGUUGGGAGACGGAGCCCGCUCAGGAUGGCUUGGAACUGCAAAAGGGCGUCCACGGGUUUGAGUUUGCCUUCAUCAUCCCUUGUGAUGCUCCUCCGUACGAACGAUCUCCCUUCGGCAGGGUGCGCUACAUUAUCAAAGCCACUGCGAUCGGUGCAGGGCGUGCCAAGUCCAACGUUGAGUGCUGGCGCGACCUCUACCCCAUGGUCAAUCCGUCGCCAGACAGCGGUUCUACACCACUCACCGUGCUGUACAACGACCUCCAUCCGACCGUAGGUCUCGUGUCCAUCGCAUGCACCUCGAACAACAUCUCGGUCGGCGGCGUGUUCAAUAUCGACGUUAAUUCACCCACGCCGCCCGAGGACCUCAUCGUCUACCUGGUGCGCGUCUCGCUCGAGACCACCAUCGAGCUAACCACCAAGCGCAAGGACAAGCAGACGGUGCCCGUGCAACGACACAAGCUGUUCGAGAAGGGAUGGGUGCCGCCGAAGAACAAUGAUGGCUCCCACGGCGAUGGCAAGAAGACCGACGGCUUCGUGCGCAACGCAGGCACCGAAGAUGCGUGGACCGUGCAAGGAAUUGCGCGCAUGCCGGACGACAAUCACAUCCGUGCGUCAACUGUGGCAGCUUCUAAAGCCAGCAUCCGCUUCAGCCACGUGCUCGUCGUCGAGAUUGUGCACAGUCGCAAGCCGGCGGGCAGCACAGCAAAGACUGCGGAGGAGCAAGCCAAAGAGCGGCGGCUCAAGGUGUUCGCACUGCGCCAGCCCGUGCUUAUACCGUCGUGCUGUUGCGCCUACGACGCGGUGACGCUGCCGGCAUACAGUGCGGAUCCGGACCCGUCGUCGCGCAGGGCCGAGAUGCCGUACGACCUGUCGAGCUUCUCGCACCAUCCGCCGAACAGUGACGGUUCUUCGUCCUCCAACGCCGCCGCCAAUAGCAGCGGCUCCGGACCGAACGGGCAUUUGUCCGGGGGCCCGAACGCGGCGAGCACGGCGACAGCGGUGCACGGGCAGUCGCAGCUCUUCUGUGUGUGCGGCAUGUCGUUGCAGGACCUGAGUGCCCAGGAGCGUGCGCUGAUUCCGAGCGCGCCAUUGGACGUGAUGGGCGGAGAGCUUUUCAGGCAUCAGGGCAAGAUUGGCGAGCUGCCGCCGCGACUGGAUUCGGGGGCCGCGAGGAGGAGAAGUCCCAGUACCUCUUCGUCCAGCGGUGGAAUCGUCGCCAGCUUGCGAGGUAGGAGAAGGUCGACGAGCAGCACGCGUACUGCGGGGGCGCAAGGCAGCGGCAGCAGCUCCAGCCCCGCUAGGAACGGUGCGAAGGAGAGGAGCCCCUCGAUCAGUGCAAGCAUCAAAGGGCGCUCACCGAGCAUCACUUCGGCGUUGAGAGCGCGGCGGUUAUCCAGCUCGUCAACCAGCGAGCCGAGGUACAAAGGCGGUGCGGGGUUCAGUCGAGGCGAGAGUGUGAGUCGGGGCUCUGCCAUCAGCCGGAUUAGCGCCAGUUCCAACGGUGGGUACAGGGCAGCGGGUGGUAGUGGUGCAUCUGGGUCGACGGCGGCAGCCGCAGGGGAAGCGGAUAGCACGACAAACGAGUCGGUGGACCCAGAUCGCAUUUCUGAAUGA
Molecule: messenger RNA, 2844 nt
Organism: Sporisorium graminicola
Lineage: Eukaryota; Fungi; Basidiomycota; Ustilaginomycetes; Ustilaginales; Ustilaginaceae
Exons: 1
Coding region: 1-2844 (947 amino acids)
Source: RefSeq, a predicted model, not a curated record